Molecule: messenger RNA, 747 nt
Organism: Coccomyxa subellipsoidea C-169
Lineage: Eukaryota; Viridiplantae; Chlorophyta; Trebouxiophyceae; Coccomyxaceae
Exons: 6
Coding region: 1-747 (248 amino acids)
Source: RefSeq, a predicted model, not a curated record
AUGGCUUUCGCAUUGUCCAGCAGCACGCAGCGCGUCCAAGAAGUGUCGAGGGUUGCGUCCAGUUUGGGUCGCAGCUCCUUCACUGGAUCUCGCACAGCACUUGCACCUGUGAUUAAGUUCAGACAAUCCGCUCGCCAGAUUACCCCUCAGGCACUCUUCACAAGGAACAAGGAGGACAAGGGCCGCAAGACUGGCUACGACAAGGGAGCAUUUGAGGUCGACCCCAUUCAGCCCGCAUUCACCAGGCGCCGCGAAUUGUUUGUGAUCUCAACAGGACUAGGCCCGCUUGGCCAGCUGCAGCUGGAGCUCGGCCUGCCUUCCUAUGCAGUCGACCUGCUGGUGCUGGGGACCGUCGCCUACUCAUUCAUUGGCGGCCUGAACCCCAAGUCCCCCACCUUCUCUGCUGCAAACCAGCGCGAUGUUAAGAAGCGCGGUGCAGGUCCCACUCAGAAGCCGCAGAUUAAUGCAGUCAGCAACCCGGGCGACAUGUUUGGCGCGACUGAGUUUGGCUUCUCAAAGAAGAACGAGCUCUUGGUUGGCCGGACAGCGCAGCUGGGAUUCCUGGCAGCUGUCAUUGGCGAGAAAGUCACAGGCUUCGGCCCCUUGAAACAGUUUGGCCUGGAGACAGGUAUCCCAUUGGGCCAGGCAUCUGUUCUGCUGGUGGCAUUCAUCUCAUUCUUCCUUGUGGCAGCUAUCUUCAACGGCGAGUAUGGUGACAAGGCAAUCGACGAGGACAGGACCUACUAA